GGCAAAUUGCAUUGUGCGUUACCCAGGGAUGCAUUGAUGUUCGCAAAAUGGUCCAAAUGUCCUCAUGGGUUAGUAUUUGGGAUCAAGCUACUAACUAUAUCAAAUAUCAUGAUAUUGGUAUAAAUCUUCAUGAAAGAUUAUACAAAUUUCUGAUCGAUUUUGCCAAGCUACAAAACGAUGCAUUUAUUGCACAAAAGCGAUUAUGUGAAAAACAUUUGUCUGAUGCACAGAAGUAUUUUGGUGUCUCUAAUAGCUAUGUUUCAUUUUUUAAUGAACUUGUUCAAAUUGUUCAGCAUAUCGUAGAUGCUGAAAACUUAAUUUCAUGCUCCUUCGAAAUACACGCUGGUAGCGAAGGUAAAUCGAUUAUUGAGGAUGAAAGAAGACAAUUGAAACGAUGGAAAAAUGAAAGAUCAAAAUUAUCGAAUGAACUAAAAUCUCAAACACGUAUUAUCGAUGAUGAAAUUAAACGAUAUCGAGAUAAAUAUCGUGAUAUGAUCAAGGCUAAAGAAGACUAUGAACGCAUCAACGCUGAUCAGAGUCAUUCACAAUUUGAUGUCGAAAAGGCUUUAAAUUAUGCACGGUUGAAAGAGAUUGAUUUUGAGAGAGCACGAAAAGAUUAUUCUGCUGCUUUGAACCAAUUUAACUUAUACCGUCAAGAUUAUUACUUUCGUUGUUUACCAUCAUGGGCACAAGUUGGCAAAAGUUUAGAAGUUGAAAGAUAUGCACGUACCCAAUCUUUAAUCAAUAUAUUAUAUGAACGGUUACGAGUGGCAAUUGAUCUUAUGAACAAUGUAUGCGAUGAAUUCAAAUCAGUGUGUACACAUCUUAAUUCAGAUCAAGAUUCUAAAGAAAUUAUAGAAUAUUUACAAAGCAAUAAUCCACCGCCUGGGGAUAUUGCUUUUGUGGAUCUAUAUUCAUCUGCAGUGAAUAAUAGUACUAUACCAUCAACCGUUAAACAAUCAACAUAUGCAAAACCACAAAGAACUAAUUCAAGUGAACCAAUUUAUUCAUCGGGUAGUGUUGUUCUUCCAUCGAAUUUUCACUGUUCCGUAUGGGCAGCAGAUAAUGCAGCAUUGGAAUCGAGUAAACAAUGUGGUGGUAACAAUAAUAAUGGCAAUAAUAAUUAUGUACCAUCAUCUUCCACUUCCAUUGGAGACUCAAUCUAUGGUGAAUCUGGUUCUAUAUACUCUGCAUCUUAUGCUUCAACAUCAACUAAUGGUUCACACAAUGGUGGAGUCGGCGUUGGUAGUAACUGUAGCCGUCGUCCAAGUGUUAGUGAUAAUUAUAGUGCGUCAAAUCUACGCAAUCCUUCUAUGCCUAUAAAUGGUGCAGGGUUUCUGCGGAGAAUUUUUUCACGACGUAGUAGGCACAAUUCAUUGAAUGUAAAUUGUGAAGCUAAUUCUGAUGGAGAUGGUGUUGUAUCAGGUUGGUCGAAUCAAUUUUUUGAACCUGUUGUUCCAUGGCGUAGAAGUUCACGUCAAUAUCAACAUAAAACACGUCGGAUUCAUAGUUUUCGUAAGAAAUUCUCCUCUCGUCAUCAGCGAACAACUGAUUACAACAACAAUGAUAAUUGUAAUGAUGAUAGAAUCGGUAUCAAGAGUCCAUUGAAUAUUAGAGCUUCACAGAGUACCGGAGAUCUGAGCGUUGUGAAUUUAAAAACAGUAGCGGAUUUAUGCGAACCAGCUCGAAUCAAACAUCAGAAAGCAAAUAAUCAAGUCACGUGUCUGUUUGACUCGAAAAGGAGAGCAACUCAUAAUUCUAGAAUUACUGGUAGUAAUAAUAGGUUAAGGGACAAUGCUAUUACAGAUCCUAGUGAUUUCUCUGACUCGAAUUCUGAAUUAGGAAAUAAUGGUCAUGGAAAUGACAAAAUAACUAUCAACAAUAACACUUAUGUACGACAAUUUAGAAUUCAUUCAACCACUGACAAUGAUAAUGUAGCUUAUGCAUCAACAUCUGUCCUAAAUGGAGUACCUCAGUCUGUGGCAUCGUCAUGUCAAUCUCCUGAUGCUCCCAGCUGUGGUGCGGUUGCUGCUGUUCUUCCUGUUACGACGAUAACAACAACAACAACUCAUACUCCUUCACUAUCUCUUCAUUCUCGUUCUGACUCUCAAGCGAAAGGCUUAUCGUCUGGUCAUGAAAGGUCUUCCAUCCCUCUUUAUUAUCCUACUACAUCAGGAAAGUCAAUGGAAAAUGGUGGUUCCUCUAAACAAUUAUUAAAACAGGAUAAAUUAUUUACUGCUCCUUUAGCUGAACCAGAAACUGGUUCUAUUGUAACUCCAGUUGAAUCAUCUUCACAGUCAACGUUAACCUCAUCACGCAGUCAACUACCUGAACCAUUGAAUGGUCAAAUGCCUACUUUAAAACAAAAUUCAUUCACUAAUAGAUCUACAAUUAAUAAUAAUGAUGAUAAUAGUAAAUGUUCAACAAUAAAUGGAGAUUCUCACCAUAUUAAUUUAAAGUCUAAUCACAAUAAUAACACAAUCUAUUCUCAAAUGAAUUCAUCUUAUAAUCAUUUGGAAUUAAAAAAUUCUGAUCAAGUUUUAUAUAAUCAUAAUAAAAAUCUCUUAAAAAAACAUGAACAGCAAGGACUUUGGUACUCACAACUACAAAAGUGUCAACAACAGGACCAGUCAUUACGUCAUCACCUUAAACACGAACAACAAGUAACUGAAGGCAUAGUCGAUAAUAUUGAUUCCACUUGUUCAAUAUCCUCUAGUUCUUAUCACAAACAAGAUGAUAAUAAUAAUAAUAGUAAUAGACAGUCAAGAGAAUCACAGAUCGUUGCUAUUGGUGACUGCAAUGCCUUGUAUCCAUUUACAGGCGAUGGUUUUGAAUCGUGUUAUUUAGCAUUUGAGGCUGAUGAGCAAUUUUAUAUUUUGGCAACUGAUCCAACGGAAGAUACUACUGAUUGGCUUCAUGUAUGUCGUAAACAGCGGAUACAAGAAAUUGGUUAUGUUCCUACAGCAUAUGUUCAAAAAAAUCUUUAUUUUCAACCAGUUUUAUUGCCUAAAUCAGAAUGUGUACAACUGCAAGAUUCGGAUUCAUCAUCGACUACCACUAGAACAGCUACUUCUACUACACCGACGUUGAAAAAAUCUGUGAAUACAACACAAACAUCUGCGAGAAGUCCAGUGAAUAGUGUCCAUAGUAAUAAAAGUAAUUAUUCGGGUAUGUUGAUGAUGAACAGAAAUUUCAGAGGUACUUCUCCUUACGUUCGUUUAAGUGGAGUUUCACGAGAUACUGACUUAUGAUGAAAUAAAUAAACUUAAUGAAUUCGUUUUUCCCCUUUUUAUGCCUUAUUAUUAUUACCAUGGUAAUUUUUUUAUACAUAGCGAACGUAUGCUCAUGGGUAUACUUUUUUUUAAACAAUGAACCAUAUCAUUUUGACUAUUCACUUCUAUAAACAAUUUCCAAUUAGUAUUAUUUUGUUUCUUAUCUGUAUCUUUAAAAUACGAUGGUCGGCAGUAUUAUACCAUCCUCCAGUCUCCCUAUUUGUACAUAUGGAUAUAUACAAUCACUUUUUGUUAUAUUAUACACUGAUGCUUUAAUUUUUCGAGAGAAAUCAUUAUCAUUUCCUUAUCCUUAUGGGUUUUUUCCACACUAUUUAUGCAGUAAAUUAGGUUUCUCUCUUAGCAGAUUUCUUAUAUACCAUUUACACUUGCAAGCUGUAUCACAUACACACACAAACACAUAAGACAAACAUUUAAUUGAUAGUUUUCCAUUGAACUACCUACUUUUUUCAUUCGAAAUUAUUUUAGAUGAUAUAAGGAAUUUCAUUUUAUCCAAUAUUAAAACUUCCACUAGUGAAUAUACUACGACACACUGAUAAACUGUCUUUAUUAUUUUUGUCAGUUGACUUCUAUGAUUAUACAGUAAUUGAGAUAAUCUGUUUUCAUUGUUAGUUUAAUUCAGUGUUUUUUUUCUAAUCAAAUUUGUAGGCGACAUUUCACCUCUUCUAUAUAACAUUUUGCCUUAUUGUGUAUAGUAUACAUGUCGUACUAUGUCAAACACUGUCUUGUUUAGUCUGGAAAUAAUAACGAUUUGGUGUCUAUUACUGAUUUCUUAUGUAUGUAGAGUCGGAUAGUAUUGAUUAUUCAAAUAUCUCUGCUCUUCU
Schistosoma mattheei is the source of this 4114-nucleotide messenger RNA. The record is from the annotation of a GenBank genome assembly. Lineage: Eukaryota; Metazoa; Platyhelminthes; Trematoda; Strigeidida; Schistosomatidae.